Messenger RNA from Hippoglossus stenolepis (Pacific halibut), 3250 nucleotides. It is a transcript of the gene soul3, whose product is annotated as heme-binding protein soul3. The transcript is spliced from 5 exons. The record is from RefSeq and is a predicted model, not a curated record. The coding region runs from base 347 to 1183 and encodes 278 amino acids. NCBI's taxonomy places the organism in Eukaryota, Metazoa, Chordata, Actinopteri, Pleuronectiformes, Pleuronectidae.
CGCAGGCACCUCCAGCUACAGCCGCCCGAGCGACGAGCUGCCCCGCGCAGGCGAGGGGAGUCGCCUUCUUGUCUUUCGGUUUGUUUCCAAAAGACUACAAAGUCCACGGAGCAAAGCAGCAGCAGCAUGGCUCAACACAACACGGCGACGGUGAACAUGGCUGGAACGUCGGGGACAGCGUCGCACAGCCCGCUUGCUUGACCAGAAAGUAACGGUGGCGCGACCGACGUCCGCAAAAACCGGAGCGCGAACCCAGCUCCAAUUCAUGCGUGGUCGUGCGCGGUUUUGUUUUUAGCCAAGUGUUUCGAAGUUGAAGCCUCAAGUCGUGUUCGGCGCACGAGUGAAAAUGGACCGAGGUGGCUGCCAGAUGAGCGGUGGCGGCGGUGGAGGCGGCGGCGGCGGCGGCGACGGGCCCGACCGAGGCGGCAUGAUCUCGCUGGAGGACCUGGAGUCCUUCUCCGAGGACCAGCUGUCAGAGUCGCGCAGCCUGGAGGAGGAAGCGGAGGUCAUGGAGGAGGACGAGGAUUCGGACCAGCUGCUGCAUUACUGGCAGGACAUAGCCAGGGGACACCAGGUGGAUGUUUCUCAAGAUAUGGCAGAACCCAUUCAGCAGCUGACCAGCAACAAUGAAGGACGCAGCACCAGAGAAACCAUCCCAUUCACUCUGCUUGCACAGAGAGAAAAGUGCGGAAAACUGCUCUACGAGAAACGCCACUAUGAAAAGGGUCACUGGGCUUGUAUAACAAUGCGUGAGGACACUUAUGAACAGAGCAUCUGUUAUGGUUUUAUGAAGAUAAUGAGAUACAUCUGCAAGCAGAAUUCUGUAGGCAUCUACCUGGGCAUGACGCUCCCCAUCGUGACGAUAGUACGCACAGAUGAGAACCACUCUCAGAUCUCCCAUGAUGUCACCGUGGCGUACUACCUUCCUAUUGAGCAUCAGGCCCAGCCCCCACAACCUGGUGACAGCGAGAUCCGCAUAGAAAGCUGGCCCAUCACUGUGGUGUAUACGAGGCCCUUCACCGGUCCCACCAAUGAAGUGACCAUCAUUGACCAGAUCAACGGCAUGGCAGAGGUGCUAGACUCUCCCAGCUUGUGUGUCAACGACUCAUUCAUUGUGGCCGGCUACACCAACCCUGCCCACAGCAACCGUCACAACGAGAUCUGGUUCCUGGAGCGACACUGAGGGACGGGAGGACGUAGCAGCAUCCUUGUAUCUGUGACCUUGAGCCUAAUAAAGACUCCCUUAACACUGCCCCAACCCAGCUACAGCCUCAGGUGCAAAAACCCCCUCUGUAGUCAGUCACCACCGCUACGUGAAACCACCACCAGCCCAUCCCACUCCACAGCAGUUCAGUCUUGAUUUAAAAGAAAAAAAGAAAAACUCAAACCUACUCAAACCCCAGGGAAUUUUCAGUCACGUUCAUUUAGUCAUGUCCUCAUCUCACCUCUAACAGCUGAACUAAACUACUGCCAUUCGCUCGUGGACAUAACUCAACUGCAGUGUAGCAUUCAUCUCCUGCUCUCACAGAGAUGACUAGAACCUUUCCUAAGCACAGUGCUCUCUCGUUAAAGUCGCUCUCACAGUUUUAACUCCUCGCACUCAUUGAACAUAGUAACCAUCGAGAGAAAGAUGUAACAGCAGCAUGUCUUUUUUUUCCUCCCACUGCGGAAACAGGCUCCCAGUGGAUAUGCAGCCUUAUUAUUACCCCCUUUUCCGUUUGUUGCAAAGCUACAAUGUCUUGUCAUGUGGGGUGAAAUUCAAUUCAAAAAAAAAUUUAUGUUUCUCUGUCGUUCUCAAGCUUUCUGAAUUGAUUUCAACUCCGACACUAUUGAUCCACUACAGAUAUAAGCUCACUACACUAUUGCUUUAACAAUAAGUGCAAUACUUACAAGACCAGCAACAACAAGCCAGUCACAACAGUUCCUGGGACUCUGACAUAGCCCAUUUUAAGGGUGCGUUCAGUUGCAGGUAUUGUGGGUUGGGAACAGUAGCGCAACACAACAUCCGGUCCAGAACCGGUCACUUAAACCAGAAAUACACUCGCACACAAUACGUUGACAACAAUGUAGGCGACAAACACACAUGAAUGUAACGUGGUCAUGUGUGUUUGUGCAUGAAUGUAUAGCUACAGGGAGAGAGGGCGAGGACAAACGCAACACUUCUAGCCACACUACUAGAAACCAAAUGCUGAAAAACUCACUGAUCCUACUGCUGAAUGACAAUCAUAAAGUACUUAUUAUAUGUACAUUAUUUUCUUCAGAGAAAACGAUGUAACAAAACCAAUGCAUUCCUCAUGCUUCAAGGCACAUUCACACACAGGAAUAAUAAGUAUGUACCUCUUUAUCAUGUUCUUUCUAUUGCUACUCUGUGUCAAUGUUAGUGAGUAUGCAUUCAGUACUGUAUCGCAAAUGCCACUGCUUCUGAGUAGGAACAGUGUUACCAAGAAAAUUAGAGCACAAAGAAUACCUCUACUGUGAUUAUACUCUUACUAAAUAGACCGCGAUUGAAUUCUGUUUUUAGUUCAAGCUGUAUUUAAUGUUCUAUCACCAAUAUAAGAAGACAAAGUGAAAGAUGUAUGUUUAUCUUUGCUAUAUUUUGAAAUAAAACGUACCAGUAACAUGCAAAAAGAAAGAAAGGAAAAAAAAAAAAAAAUCAGGAAAGCAAAGCAUCAAACCAGCUACUUCUAGAGCUCACAGUAAUACAGGAAUGUUCCUGCUUUGGAAAUUCAGGUACUGCUUGGGUGUCAAUGAAAUUAAACUGGAAGUCAACGAUAACCAAAUCAUAAACGUGUGAGCAUUUUAAGAAAGAAAACGAACGCGACAUAAAAUAUUAUUAAAUGCGUCUGCUCAAAUUGAGAGAAAUCUUGUUUUAUCUAAUUUAAACAACAAAAGUGUAAAUUGACAGAAGAAAGUUUAUAUUGGAGUUGGGAAAGUUUCUCAGCCUUUUAAAGUCCAAACCAGAAUUUAUUUUUGAUGUAAUGAUUAAAGCGUCGAUAUGAUGCUCUGUGACAACCGUAGUGUGCAAACACUUACAAAGCCAUGAUACAUGUAGGUUUCGUUUCCCUUUUAAGAGCCUGGUUAUAUGGGAACAUCAAGUGUGAGGAUCUAAUUUGUUUUCCCUUUUUUUUGCUUAAUUUUGUUAGUGUUUUGCAAACGUGUGCAGUACUGUGAACGUUCAAGUGCAUCAACAAGAGCUACUGUGGUUUUCUUUGUUAAAUAAAAAUGUGCUUGUCUCCUGUCUUUUGAAAAA